This is a messenger RNA of Porites lobata, 10096 nucleotides long. NCBI's taxonomy places the organism in Eukaryota, Metazoa, Cnidaria, Anthozoa, Scleractinia, Poritidae. The record is from the annotation of a GenBank genome assembly.
CUUUUAUUUCCCACAGGCGACUGUCUUGAUUUGGACCUUGGAAUGGAGAGUGGAAGCAUACCUGACAACCGGAUAACUGCCUCAUCUCAGAUCUCCCAAGCCAAGAACGGGCGAUUAAACAGAAAAGGAUCUUGGUGUGCGUCUACGAGUGAUAACAAUCCCUACCUGGAAAUUGAUUUACAGACAUUUCAUAUCAUAUGCGCUGUGUCUACCCAGGGGGAUUCCCUAGCAGACAAUUGGGUAAAGACAUACAGUCUACAGAUAUCAACCGAUGGAACUUUUUGGACAAAUUACAACGAGUCUGGAAAAGUUAAGGUAAACUGCAUACCUUUAUUUUCUGUUGGCAGCUCACUUUUCAGGGAAGUACCUUAACCUCUUUCAUUCCCAAAACUGAAGUCUAAGUCAAAAGAUUUUUUGAAAAAAGAUUUUGUAAACUGCUGAAAAACAAAUAGUACAAUGUGAAAGCGCUGUCAAAGAGGUCUCAUUUCAACGAUCGCGCCAUUAUUCUGUCUUUAUAUUGGUUUUAGAUCUUUUCGGGGAAUGACGACAGAGACACAGAGAAAACGAACAUUAUCAAUGAAGGCUUGUUGACGAGAUGGCUACGAUUUGUAGCAAAAAGAAGUCAUAACAAGUUUUGUAUGAGAAUCGAGCUGUACGGAGUGAGGCAAAAGCCAGGUAAAUCAGUUUUGACUUUAAAGUGAAACCGUAUCUCUGUUUCCUUGUACUUGGUUAUGUUGAAAUAUGGAAAACGAUGGUAAAGCGCAAUCUCGUUUCAAGGGUUCUCUCCUACUCGUUUUCCAGGGGACAAGUAGUCGUUUUCCAGGGGGCAAGUAAUCGUUUUCCAGGGGACAAGUAGUCGUUUUCCAGGGGACAAGUAGUCGUUUUCCAGGGGACAAGUAGUCGUUUUCCAGGGGGCAAGUAGUCAUUUUCCAGGGGCAAGUACUCGUUUUCCAAGGGGCGAGUAGAAGGUCGAGAAACCUGUGAACAAGUUUGGCUUAAGCGACGAGAACGCGACGUCAUAAAUAGCAACCGUGAACUUUGAUGUUUCGCUUGAUGGAACUUCUUCCUGUCGAAACGAAAACCUUGUUUUAGCUACUAUAGUAUGACGUCAUCUGCUCAGAGUACAGUAAGAAAGAGAAGAUCCGCUUUCGGUUUGAAGUCGACGUCAUCCUCGUUCAAGGUCAUUACUGGAACAUUAUGGUCAAUUUUCUAAAUAACACUCAACAGUUUUCUUUUCUUUUGGACACAGAUAACCUUGCGACUGGCAAAAACGCAUACCCGCACUUAGCUUGCUUUAGUACUUCGGAAAACACGUCGUAUUGGCAUCACAACUGCUCUCAAACUGCAGCUAACAACUCCAACUGGUGGCGUGUUGAUCUGGGGUCGGAUCAUGUUUCAGUAUCAGAAGUCCUUGUUUUUGACGGGCGUUCACAGGCUUUGGGGCAUAGAAGUAAAAACUUUAUACUAACACUAGGUGAGUGAUUUGAUAAACGUCACGAGUGAAGGCGCGAUAUCUGCCGCUUAAUCAGGUCCAGAUUCCCCGCUUAAAAUGAACACGUGACGUUAUCUUCAUGACAUUAUCCCCCUUUUUUAUGAAACAAAGUCAAUGACGUCAUCGUCGUUUUAUUGUAUCUGGACUAAAUUAAUGAUAUUCCUGCGAAGAAGUGAGCAAAAACUCCCUUCUAUAAUGCUCUUUUAUAUUUAAAGAUCUAUUCUUUACAAGGUCUGAGGGAACUCAGUAGUUGUCUGUCAAUAAAAGUCAAGCACGUUAAAUAACUCCCGGUGUGAAUGGCUCCUGGUAUAUUAAAGCUCUGUAUCUGACAUAGUCGGAUAGAACUCAACAGGUGUCAAACAAUUGUAAACCCUAGUGUGAACAGUACUUUAUACAUUUUUUAUUUUCAUAAUGGUUGUUGCUGCUGUUGUUGUUUUUUAAUUAUUGUAAAGAGACAUUUUAAUCGCAAGAGAAAUUGUACUUGUAAUUGUUUUGAAUUUUAAUCUUGGUAUUUGUACUGUUGUAAAGCGCCAUCAGAUGUUAGGACAUAUUGCGCUAUAUAAAUACAUUAUUGUUAUUAUUAUUGAUAUUAUUAUUAAGGUUUGCCUUUUUCGUGGUCAGAAGGAGCUCAGUAGGUUUCAAGCACGUUUAAACCCGGAUUUAAACUGCGCCUGAUGUAUUAAUUAACGCCCUUCUUGUUUUAUAUGGUAGGAAGGAAUUCUUCAGUCUCAAGUAAUCCUGCGUGUGUUGGACGGUACAGUUUUGCUCAGUUUAAAUCUUCAGCUGUUUGUUACACCAAUCCUCUUCAUACUGGUAGAUAUCUCGGUAUCGUCGCCACAGAUAAACAGGGUCUUAGUCUGUGCAAAGUGGAAGUUUACUCACGAGGUAACGUCAUGAACAGAGAGUUUAAGCUUCACGUAUACGGCAAACGGCAAACGCCAAAUUAAAUUUGAUAUUUCUCAGAACCGAAGAUGAACAGAUAAAAACAGCUCCAGACAAUUCUUAUGGUUUAAAAAAUUGCGUGAAACUACUAAUUUAUGUGUAGAAUUAAUGAACAGUAAACGACAAGUAAAGGGGGAACUUGGUCACGUGGUACAAAUUUGCGUUUUGUCGUUUGACGUAAACGUGAUGCAGUAGUUUCGACGGAAAAUCCGACUUGACGUGGUUAUUUCUUAUUUUUCAGUUCUAAAAGCGCUUCUCAUUUGUCGGAACUGGUCGGUCAGACCAUUUCCGUUUUCAUCCGGCGGGCCAGCUCUGACUUUUGAAAAGCACCCUAAUAUAGUAAGCCAGCUGUCUAGUGAGUCGUUGAUAGUAUUUUUUAGAACAAGUGUGGUUCCAGGAAAUUUUAUGUUUCGUCUGUUUUAGUGUUCAGUAAUGUGAUUGUUGACCUCACCAUUUCUGGUCGUUCAUUUGUCUUCAGUCAGUGGAUGGCCUUCGUUGCAGACAUAAUUUUACCUCAGUUAGGUUAUCAUUGUAAUUUUAAAAGUUGCUAAAAUACUUUUGGGAAUCUUUCUUUCGAGGCGUUGAAUUGAUUAGUGUUGAAACCAUGUGGUCACGUGAAACGUGAUGUCAUAACGAUAUUCAAAAGAAAAUUCCAAAUGGGGUAGGAAUGGUGAAUGCUUGGUUACAAUUAAGUCUGAACCAUAUAUCAUCAUAUAUCAUUAACAGUAAUAAAUUCAUUAGGAUUAUCAUUAUUUUCCCUAAUUGAAGGAAACCUGGCUUAUGGUAAGCAAACAGAUCAGAUGAGCACGUACACUGUCGGCUCCAGUGGCAGAGCGGUGGACGGGGACAGUAGUACAAAUAAUUUUUAUACUGACUUGACUUGUGCAAGCACACGAAGAGGAACUCCCAACCCCUGGUGGAGGGUGGACCUUGGACGAGUGGAGCCUGUAACCGAAGUGUACAUAGUCAACAGAGGUGACUGCUUUGGAGCAAGAUUAAGCUCAUUUGAAAUACGAGUGGGUAAGUCACAAAUAAUUUAAGGGGAGGAGAAGCCCAGUCCUUCCCUUUUGUUCCCCUCUCCGCUCCCUCAUGCCUUUCGAUAAUUGCCACACGCUCGAAAGCGUGAUUAUAACCGACAUUACCUCAGGAUAAUAAUUAAUUAUGGUGCCUCAUGCCUCCGGCGUGCAUACUCUACGCAUUCGGUACCAACUUGUUAGUAAGGGCUUUCUUGUUCGGUACAAGUUUGAACGGAAACUGAAGUGCGCUCGUACACGACGAAUAGAGUCUAUUUGGGAGGGGCGGGGGCGGGGGGGGGGACGAAAGUGCGUCGAAAUAAUAAAGGCAAAUAGGUAUAUUUUGAGUUCGAAUAUUUAAGGAUGAACACUAAAAGAACAGAACUGAGUGCCCAUUUGUAAAAGUAUCAAUAUCCUGUCCCUUAAUCUUAAUGUUAUAUGAAAAGAAAGCGGAGAAUGGAAAGAACACAAAUCAAAAAUCAUUUUGCUAUAAACAGAAACUUUCAUACACCGCAUUAGUUAGCUCUCUUUCGUUGCCUCGUAUUAGGGUAGCCUAAUUUACUUAAAAAUGAUUUAACAAUUCCUAGCGUGAAUAACAAUGGCUGUAAAGAUGGCUAGAUCUUCCCCAUUUUACCCAAAAAGUGGGAUCUCCUCGUCUACGGUUUUUAAAUAUCUUUUUCCAUUUACUUAUUUUUCUUAUUUAAUUACCUUAAAAUUUGUGUGAAACAUAGCUCUCUUACCUUUGACACCUGCAGCUAAUUCCUUAAGAACUGAUAUUUUUUCCCAGUCACUCUGAAACAAGAUUAGUUAGUGUACUUCUACUUAUAUUAUACCCCGACUCUUUUACCUUAAACGAUAAUUGAAAAAUCACUUUCUUAUUUUUUUUGUUUUUUGUUUUGUCUUUAUUUCUUUAUUUUUUCUUUCACUCUGUGUUGUAAUAAAUUCUUGGGACAAACGAAAGAUUUUCGAGGUUGAUAAAGUAGCAGUAGUGCAACCGAAGGAUGAUAAGACCUCGACAAAGAAAAAUCUAAGCAUAUCAUUUAUUGACUUUAUUUGUAGGCAAAAGUACUGUCAAUGGAGGUGUGAAUAAUCCCACCUGUGGUCGCAGUAACUAUAGUGUUCCCCAAGGGAAAGGCGCAUCCUUCUUCUGUCACCCGAGUUUACCCGGAAGAUAUGUAACUAUAAGAAGUACGUUGGAAGGUACUGAGCCACUUACACUCUGUGAAGUUGAAGUAUAUUCAGCACGAAGAGGUAUGCUUACUGAACUCUUACUGAUACUAAAGCCUCAUAUACACGAUCCUCAUUAGUUUUAAUUGGUCUAGAUAUCAUUACGUCACCCAGUCAGAGAUAACCCAAUUUUGUCCCAAGGGCCUUUGUUACCCUUGUUCCUUGGUGCUGACCAAACGUAUCGCAGCCUCUGGGAAGGAGAUUAGAGAUAACUGCGUAUUGAUAAUGCCUGUUCAUGCGGAGUAGAGAAGAAAGUUAAUUUGCUCCUGUUAAUGCUCUGCUCGCGUGCAGUUUGUUCGCGUUCUUCGGGAUUCAAUACAAAACGAAACAAAUAUACCGUUUUGAUGAUAAAUCCCGGCAUUAUUUAAGUCAAUCAAUCUGCUCUCCAAAGGAUAUUUUAUUCAUUGAUGACUUAAAGUUUGUAAAACUCUUUUCUUUCAAUGAAGUUUUGAUUGGUCUAGAUAUUAUUACGUCACCCACAGAUAACUGCGUACGGUCGCGCGCUCUCCUAUAUAUUUCGCUCGACUCUUCCAAGUAUUGCUCGAAGUGUAUCUGGGAGACCACGAAAUAACCUUAGAUUGUUUUAAAUACCGCGAAAAGGUCUUUAAAUUUCAUCACUAAAUGAAAGGUUAUUUUUAGCUUGUCAAAUUCAAGCACUUGGUGUGACCAGCAGAGAUGCCUUUCCAGACAGCAGCUUGUCAGCCUCGACAUCACGUGCUAGACACGAGCCCUUUAAGGCUCGACUAUUAAAUGAAAAUGGUGCUUGGUCACCCAGCAGCGACCUUCACACUGAUGACUACUUACAAAUUAACUUGCAUUACGAGUUCUUCAUCUGUGCUGUUGCGACUCAAGGAAAUCCAGUCACUGACCAAUGGACAACAAAAUAUAAGUUGCGUUUUUCACUGGACAGCAUCAACUGGCACAGCUACCAAGAGAACAACACAGAUAAGGUUUGUUAAACACAAGGAUAUAUGCAAUACUGGGCGCAGUACUUGACAAGUUCUGUAUAGGAAUAUAUUAUAAUUACUAUAGCUCUAACUUGACUUUUUGGAUUAGACUCAUAAUUUUUAGGGAUCAGAGCUUUUUCACACGCAGCUCCUAACAUAUGGAAUUCCAUGCCAGUCAGUUUACGCAUAUGUUAUAAGCUGAGCGCUUUCAAAUAAAAGAACACCACAUUUCUUUUUAAGUAUGCUUUUCCGUUGUCAUUUCAUGUGUUUUUUUUUUAACAAAUAAGUCAUUGUAAUAUUUUAUUAGGAUUAUUACUAUUAGUAUUGUAAAGUGCUUUGGAUCACUAAGAACAAGGUGCCAAAUAAGUGUUUAGUAUACCUGUAUACACACUCAGUGCUGUUGGUGAUUCGAGCCAUCUGAUUGGUUCGCUCGGGACUGUCUCCUCGGAUUAUGACGUUAUAUUCAACGUGCUAACGCGCUAGGCGGUGAAUAUAAAGAGACAAUAUCGCUGUCGUAAACUGAGUAUUUUGCCAAAGUUUCAAAGUAGGAACUCUUUGAAAAUACAAGAAUAUUCUAGUAUUGACGAUUCUGAAGAUAAGAAAAGAUUGUUUGAACAGUGUGAUUUAUUAUGAAGUAAUUUCACUGUGGCUAACCUUUUAUUUCGCGUUGUUUAGUUUUACUUUCGCUUGAAGCAAUGUUUACCACUACCGAGCAAAAUGAACGAGACUGCUUUGUCACUGUUUUGUGCACCCAGGAUUUCCUCGUAAGACCAAUUUUGCCUAUAGAGUGUUUUCACAUGACGUCACGGCGGCCAUAUUGGUGUCCCAAAACAAUGAAACGGCAGCCAUGUUGGUGUCUUAAACCAGUCCUGUGUGUGGGAUUUAAUCUCUUCUCUUAUGUAAAUGCUUUCUUUUGUUCCAAUAAAUUUGCAUAGAUGAUGACCACGUGAGUGAAAACGCUCUAUAAAUAGAAGUUUAUUUAUGGGAAAAAACUAGGGCAAAUAUUCUCCAAAAUUGAACGUGCCAGCAAGUAAACAACACACAGCAAGUAACCAACACAAAGAACACUGCAGAUAAACAACAUUCACUUCGAUCGUAGCCGCUGUUUACAUCCUUGUUACCCCUGUUCUCCGAAAUCCCCAUGUUCCCCUUGUUCCCCCUGUUCCUCCUUGUUCCCCUUCUUUCCCCUGUUCCCUGUGUUCUCCCUGUUACCCCGUUCCCCCUUCUUUCCGCGUUCCCCCUUGUUCCCCUUGUUCCCCCGUUCCCCCUUUUUUUCUCUUGUUCCUCUUGCUCCUCUUGUUACCCCGUUCCCUUUUGUUCCCUUGUUUCCCCUAUUCUCUCUUGUUCCCCCUGUUUCCCCGUUCCCCCUUGUUCUCCUUUCCCCCUUGUUUUCCUUGUUCCCCCUGUUUCCCCGUUCCCCCUUGCUCUCCUUCCCCGCCUUGUUUUCCUUGUUCCCCCUUUCCUCACUAAAUUUAGGAAAUAUAUAUCGUUUACUUACUGCAAGAUUUUAAUAUUUGCAUUUAUUAUGUCCAAACUGGACUACUGCAACUCUUUAUUAUCCGGACCUCGAUAGGAUCGUAUUUACAAACUUCAGCUUGUGCAAACUUCUGCCGCACGAACUUACCCAUUUUAAGGUCUCUUCAUCGGUUGCCUCCUCCGGAAAGAAUUGAUUUUAAAUUUUUACUGCUUGCAUUUAAAUCACUUAACGAUCUGGCCCCGCCUUUUAUGGAAGAAAUGUUAGUUCGUUAUUGACCAACUAGAACACUGCGUUGUGCAGAUAAGCCGCCACUAGAUUGGUCAUCUUGAGGGUUUUGUAGUUUCUAUUGUCCCAGUUUGGGUCAUAAACGGAGAAUGAUUAUAAUGGCAAUAACGAUGAUGAUAAAGGUAAUGAUGGUAAUGAAGUUGAUGACGAUAAUGAUGACGAUAAAAAUAACGUUUAUGUUCAUGUUCAUGAUGAUGGAGAUGCUAACGAUGAUGACGUCAUAAUUGUUCUCUAACCUCAUUUUGCAGUAGUACUUAGAAGGCAAGAGUUACUAAGCCGUUCUGCUUCUUUAACGUCUAUUACUUCUAUCUAUUUCAGAUAUUUCACGGUAAUAAUGGAAGAAACGACAUAGUUAAGAAUAAUCUAGUCGAACUCACUAGAGCGAGGUAUAUCCGGUUCCAGCCAGUUGCUUACUCAACACAUAAGGCUUUGAGGGUUGAAGUAUAUGGAGUACUGAAACCUACAGGUGAGUAGCCUUUUUACCUCACUCGUGUUUAUAAUUAACAGCAUUCGUCUAUGAGUAACUGUUAGGUAUUAAGGCUUUAAGUAACGUUAUGUAACUAGCUAACUAAAAACCGCGCAUAAGAAGGGUAAAACAAGAGUCAGUAAACACAUAUGGGCCUGUUAUGGAGAGAUGGACGUUGUGUGGCCGAACAAAGGAGAAAUUCUAUUGUAGUUAAAAUUUUAGACCAGGGGAAAUAAUAUUUACACUAGCAGCGUCUUGACGCUAAUCCCUCUCACGAGUGCCAAUUAUAAGACUAUUUUUUUAAAGCAUAUUUCUCCGUAAGGAUACUUUCAUCUGUACCUUUGGCUUUUAUGGGAACAAUCAUUCGUAAUCUCAACUAACUGACUAAAAAAGAAACAAACUAUCUGAGAGUAAAGUAUGGACAAAACAAGUAGUGUAAAAGAUUUUCACGCGAACGUCCAUAUCGAUGUCAAAGAAAAGUGUAGAUUAGGGGACGACUAUUACUUAAUCUCAAAACUCAUGAAGGCAAAUAAUGCUCAGUGAAAUAACUGUUGUAUUUUAGUUCCAAACCAAUCCCCAGGCAGCUUUGUCGUGGUUCCGCUGACCUCCACAGGCAUUCGUGCAGCAUGGAAACUACCUCCAUCAGCAUCCUGGCUUGUGGGCUCAAUCACUGGAUUUAAAUUGCUGUACAAAAGAAAGAGCUCUGUUGUAGACCCACUUCGCGUCGUGACCAUUGAAAGUAAUUCCACCCUUACCAUAGACGUCACAGGGCUUGGUAAAUAUACAGAAUAUGAAUUCCAAGUGUUGGCCUUUUCAUCUGCGGGUGAUGGACCAAGAAGCCCCAUCAUAUUAAUAAGGACUUUUGAAGAUGGUAAGGAGUGAUGAAAGCAAAGUACAAGUAAAACACGUAUAGUCAAACCUAUAAUGGCGCCUUACAUUUUUAAUUACUUGGCAACACAUUAGUUUAGUAAGAGUCAGAGUUGCACAUUGUCCAGCCAAAAGGUUAGAGUUGUGCUUCUUAAUUACCGUCGUCUAAUAUUAAAAAUGCAUCGAUAAAUUGAACAACAAAGAGUGCAGAAUAAGUGCCUGUUUACACGGAGUGGGGGACCCCGGUCUAGUGGGGUUGGUUUCUUUUGUUUUCACGCUCUUGGGGACACAAAACAAAAGAAACCUACCCCACUAGACCGGGGUCCCCCACUCCAUGUAAACAGGGUCUAAGUGUGGAGAUAGUAAUGAGAUGAUUAUGGCGAGGUCAUGAUCACGACAGUGGCUGAGGAGAAUGAGAUCAUGCCGCUGAUGUUGACGAUGUUGAUGAUAAUGACGAUUUUAAUUAUCAUUAUGAUCAGUAAUCGCUCGUGAUUCGAUCACUGGCAGGAAACAUUGUGAAUCGAAAUAUACAGACGCUUAAUAAUCUUAAUAAAACAAAUGAUAGUGUGUUAUGGUCAUCGAUGCUAAACCGGAUGCAGACGAAUGAUGCCUAGAAACACAAAACGCGCCGUGACCUGGUGACAUCACACUGUGGAUGACGUCAGGGCGGCUACCAACGGAUAUAUUCAUAGAAAUAUAGAAAUAUAUAUAGGUCAGCCGAGUUUGCAGGCCGCUAAGACCAUGCGCGGUCCACGCGUUGUGCGUGCGCUUCGCGCGCAACGAGAUUAUAACUCUCACCGCGAGGCCUUUUGCCUCACUUUGCGAGGAAUUGAAAGGAAAAUGCCUUUUGGUUGACGUGCGUCGCUCAAAAAUGACUCUGCUUAAGUUCCCUAUUAUGUUAUUGUUAUUGAAUUCGUAGAAACGUCCUCUGUAUAGGUACAAGUUUUUCUGACCUCUCUUAAAGCUCACAAUAUUUCACAGAAUAAUAGAAAAAUACUAGAGUUAAAAGUAUUUCUUAUCUUAUUUGUUCUUUGCUCUUUAAUUCAUUGUAUUUCAGUGCCUUCGCAAGCUCCUAUUAGCUUCACUUUGAAUGCAGUUUCCUCCACCAGUAUAACAGCUAGCUGGCAGCUUCCUCCGGCUCAUUCCAGAAAUGGUAACAUUACAGGAUUCAAACUAUUUUACAAAAAGGAAGACCCAGAGGGGUCACCAGUUUCCACAGUUAUUAUGAACGAUGGAGCAAUUCGUGUUAAGACUGUAACAAGGCUUGAUAAACAUACAGAAUUUGAAUUUAAAAUAUUGGCAUUUACUUCCGUUGGAGAUGGUCCUAACACCACUGUGAGAACUAUGAGGACAAAAGAAGACGCUGGUAAGAGAAGUUAA